AAAGAGUAUCACAAAAUAUAGGUUAAAAACACAAUUUCAACUUAGAAUGACCCUAUCCUUUUAAAAGAAGAAGAAUAUCAUAAACACACAUAAAAUGGGAGUGGUGCAAAAGCCAUGGAUCGGAGCUUCAUGAUCCGCACUUUAUGCUUCCCAAUUUUUACUUCACUCCAACGCCACGUUAUUGAGUUUCCAAUACACUCUUUAUAUCUAUCACUCAAUAAAAAGAAGCUAGUAACUAAAUGCUUGUUCUUUUUCUUGCAAUUACCAACAGGUUAAUGUAUCUUCUUACUUCAUCAAUUUGAGCUUUCCUUUAGAGUGAUUAUUGGAUUUAAAUGAGAAAAGCUGCAAUGUGCUUCUCGCUGUCACAGUUUCCUCGAUGUAGAAUUCAAAUAUUGACUAAUUCAUGGUGGCAAAGUUUCCACCAUAUAAGUAGGAUUGGUAGGGGAAGCAUUAGCUCCAAGGUUCUUGCUGCGGGUAAACAUGGGCUGGAAGGUAGGUAUAAUAGUACUGAGAAUAGGACUCUAACUACAAAAAGUGAAGGGAAAAACAAGGCUGCCUUUAUCAGAAAAACAACUAUCAGACACGAAAUAUUAGAUGAAGCAACAAAAUCGGAAGUAGAAUAUAGUUCAGAAAUAACUGAAAUAGGAAGUACACAAUAUGUUGAUAUUCGACAAACAAUUGUUGAAAACAAAGACUUGGCCAAACUCAUGACUUUUAUCAUUUUUGAUAUUGAAACCACUGGGUUUAGCAGAGAAAAUGAAAGAAUUAUCGAGAUUGCAUUGCGGGAUCUUAAUGGGGGUGUUAACAGCACAUUCCAGACAUUAGUCAAUCCUGGCUGUAGUGUUCCAAAUUCACAUAUCCACGGAAUUACCACCGGUAUGGUCAAAAGACCUGAGGUCCCCAGGAUGGGGGACCUCAUUCCGAUCUUGUUGAGGUAUGUAGGAAGCCGACAGAAACCUGAUGGAUAUGUGGUGUUGAUUGCACAUAAUGCUCGCGGUUUUGAUGUUCCUUUUCUAAUUAAGGAAUUCAGUAGAUACUCCUUUGAUAUUCCCCCAAAUUGGUUGUUCAUUGAUACUCUCCCUUUGGCACGUGAAGUCAUGAAAUCCGGAGGCAAAAAGGCUCCUCCAAAAGUGUCAUUGCAUGCCCUUGGUCAACACUAUGGGAUCCCUUUUGUUGGUUCUGCUCAUAGAGCCAUGGCGGAUGUGCACAUGUUAUCAGCAAUAUUUCAGCGACUGACAUUCGACCUAAAGUUGACAAUUCCUUCUCUUAUUGAAGGACAUUCCUUUUGGCCAUCAGAAGUAGGCAGCAAGAAGAAGAAGAAAACCCCUGGCUAAACAUAGUAAGCAUACUUAGAUUGUUCAGAUAGUCCGGUGUAACAUUCUUUAUAGGGAAGUUAUUACUGUAAGCAAGUUAUAGAAUUAGCUAAUUCUUCCAUUGAAAUGGCUGGUUAUAACAUAAUCAAAUGUUGUUUAUGAGCCUUGGCAUUGAUCUUUGCCACUCUUGUAUUGUAACUUGUCUUUUCAUGUGACUAAAUGAGAUUGGCAUUUAUGUACUUUAUAUAAUACCAAUUACAGUAUUCAGAUGAUUGAUUCA
Molecule: messenger RNA, 1593 nt
Organism: Capsicum annuum
Lineage: Eukaryota; Viridiplantae; Streptophyta; Magnoliopsida; Solanales; Solanaceae
Product: exonuclease DPD1, chloroplastic/mitochondrial
Exons: 4
Coding region: 333-1334 (333 amino acids)
Biological process (GO): DNA catabolic process
Cellular component (GO): cytoplasm
Molecular function (GO): nucleic acid binding; 3'-5'-DNA exonuclease activity
Source: RefSeq, a predicted model, not a curated record